AUGGAGGCCACUGAUAUUGAGUUUCCAGGAUUUCAAUGUUCGGUUCCUAGUAAAGAGUUUGCGAUCGCACAAAAACCAUCAUUGAGUCGGUUGCAAAGGCGUGCACCCCAUCGUCUGCAGCUGAAUCUAGCCAGCAAUCUUGAAUGCAAAGGUGCAGUGAUGUCCAGUGGGGGGAACAUAGAUUCAUCAUCAACAAUUAGUCCAUAUUUUCCCAGUAAAGAUCCUAUUCCUCUUCUUUCUCCUCUUGUAUUGCCUUCCAUGCUUGAAUCUCCCAUUAUCCAAAAGGCAAACCAAGGGAAGUCUGGUUGA
Messenger RNA from Fraxinus pennsylvanica, 309 nucleotides. The record is from the annotation of a GenBank genome assembly. NCBI's taxonomy places the organism in Eukaryota, Viridiplantae, Streptophyta, Magnoliopsida, Lamiales, Oleaceae.